Messenger RNA from Arabidopsis lyrata subsp. lyrata, 1401 nucleotides. RefSeq names its product GDSL esterase/lipase CPRD49. The transcript is spliced from 6 exons. Gene Ontology annotation, molecular function: hydrolase activity, acting on ester bonds. The coding region runs from base 447 to 1217 and encodes 256 amino acids. The record is from RefSeq and is a predicted model, not a curated record. Lineage: Eukaryota; Viridiplantae; Streptophyta; Magnoliopsida; Brassicales; Brassicaceae.
AAUUCAUUCAGAAACUAAUAUUUUCAUAUAUAUUGAAAAAGAAAAUAUUUCUCAUAAUUUUUAUUUGGUAGCAUUUCAAGUAAAAAAUCUUUGAGAAACAAAAAGAGAAAACUAGUAUGAGAAACAGAUCCUUAAAAAAGGAAAUAACAGUAAUGCACGUGAUGAUGAGGAACAUAUAACAAAGGUUUUCUUGUUUUGUUUUGUUUGUUUUUUUCUUCUUUUAUUUUUCUUUUAUAAUAAUCAAAAAUAAGAAAAAAAACGAGACGUUCAUGCAUUUAAUCUCGCACCUUACGACAAAGAGUGAGAGAGAAGAUCGCUCAGGUUUGUUCGUUCUUCACCGGCCGAUUUUUUUUCAUUCUGCGGUGGGAGAAAGAACGGCCUGUCUUCAGCUCUGAAACAGAGGAAGAGAGACGUGAUUUUUGGGCAUAGAGGUUAGGAAGGAGACAAUGGUUGGACCCUCGCGGCCUCAGAUCGUUUUGUUUGGAUCUUCCAUUGUUCAGAUGAGCUUUGGCCAUGGUGGUUGGGGCGCCAUUCUUUCCGAGGUCUACGCUCGUAAGGCCGACAUCAUUCUGCGAGGAUAUUAUGGAUGGAACUCUUCUCGUGCUUUGGAAGUUGUCGACAAAGUGUUCCCCAAGGAUGCUGCAGUACAACCUUCUCUGGUCGUUGUCUAUUUUGGAGGAAACGACUCAAUGGCGCCUCACCCUUCUGGUCUAGGACCUCACGUACCACUUACUGAAUACGUUGAUAACAUGAAGAAGAUCGCUCUUCAUCUUCAGAGCCUUUCAGACUCCACCCGUAUCAUAUUUCUUAGUUGUCCUCCAGUGGACGAGGCUAAAGUUCGUCAGAACCAAAGCCCAUACUUGAGCGAGGUAAUCCGCACAAACGAGCUCUGCAAGACUUAUUCAGAUGCUUGUGUGGAGCUGUGCCAAGAACUCGGCCUAGAAGUAGUUGAUCUCUUCUCUACUUUUCAGAAAGCAGAUGACUGGAAAACUGUUUGCUUCACAGACGGGAUUCAUUUGUCAGCACAAGGAAGCAAACUAGUGGCGGCAGAGAUACUAAGAGUGAUUAAAGAAGCGGAAUGGAAUCCAUCACUUCACUGGAAAUCGAUGCCAACCGAAUUCGCAGAGGACUCUCCUUAUGAUCUUGUUUCAGCAGAUGGCAAACAGACAGUAAAUUCAUCAGAAUGGACUUAUUUCUGGGAAGAACAAUGGGACUAAACAUUUCAACAGACAACAACAACAACAUGACCCUAUCUUUAUAUAAUUCACUGUCUUAAUGUGAUAAAGCUUUGCUUUAGAUUGUUCUACAGGACUACAAGUGUCUCUGCUAUAAUCUGAUUUCGCUCUAUAAACCAUAAACGUUACCAUUUUAAUUUAAAGUCUUUGUUAUCGUCAUGCUUUA